UCUCUCUCUCUCUCCUCCUCUUCUUCCUUUUCGCUCUUCACUUCUCCUUUUCCUUCUCGCUCUUCUGUUAGGGUUUGGCAUCCUACGGCGGUAAGCUCCGACGCCGGCGAACUAAAGCUCCAACGUGGAUUUGGGAUUAAACCCCCACUACCGACCACUCCAAUACUGAAUCACUUUAAGAAAUUGACUUCUCAGCCAGCAUCAACAGCGGGCUUCUCCUUCUCUCUCUUAAGACAAAACUAGCGAGCAAGAGGGUUUAAGGAUUUAAGUUAAACACAGCUGCAGACAAACAUGGCUCUGAGAUCGGCAGCGGUGGCGGCUGCUGCACCUAGCGGCUUGCUUAGACGGCUCUUCUCAACGGCUUCCACCUCUCCAUUCAUUCCGCCGCCGACCCCUGUUGCAGCUCAGGCUCGAGAACAGGCUGAGCCGAGCACAGACCUCUUCAUCUCUGGACAUGCAAAUCCGCUGCGAACUAUAUGGAAGGACUGUUUCGUUGAUGCAUUCCUGUUGAAAAACAAGAACAGGAGAGAUCUUCUAAUGAACAGGAAAAUCUGGUCACGUAGAUCUACUGUUUUGCCCGAAUUUGUAGGCUGCACCUUCCGAAUUUACAAUGGAAAAACUUUUAUAAAGUGUAAGAUCACCGAAGAAAAGGUUGGUCAUAAGUUCGGAGAGUUUGCUACAACGCGGAAACGAAGAGUUCGGGUUCAGCAAAAAAGCAAUGUACCAGGAAAGAAGAAGGGUAAAAAGUGAAGUCUAACCUCAUAUGGCACCAAAAGGAAAUGAAAUAUGCUCUAUCUUAGAAGAUGCCCACAAAGAGUUCAAAAUUCACUAUUCCAUAUGAACUAUGGUAGUUAGUUUUUUGUUAUUGGUUUCUUUUUUGUUACAAUAAAGAAAGAAAUCAUCUUGCUCAUCUAUAUGUUUUUGGUCUGAAAUAGGCUAGUCUUGAGCAUCUCUAUUUGUUAACAUAACUCUCUUUUAUAUCGUUCUUGUGGAAAUCUAGCAAGCACUCAUUUUUGGAG
Morus notabilis is the source of this 1019-nucleotide messenger RNA. RefSeq names its product ribosomal protein S19, mitochondrial. The record is from RefSeq and is a predicted model, not a curated record. Gene Ontology annotation, biological process: translation; ribosomal small subunit assembly. Bases 292 to 750 code for a protein of 152 amino acids. The transcript has 4 exons. NCBI's taxonomy places the organism in Eukaryota, Viridiplantae, Streptophyta, Magnoliopsida, Rosales, Moraceae. Gene Ontology annotation, molecular function: structural constituent of ribosome; RNA binding. Gene Ontology annotation, cellular component: ribosome; cytosolic small ribosomal subunit.